This is a messenger RNA of Microplitis demolitor, 1145 nucleotides long. RefSeq names its product ubiquitin-like protein 4A. The record is from RefSeq and is a predicted model, not a curated record. The transcript has 3 exons. Gene Ontology annotation, molecular function: protein binding. Gene Ontology annotation, biological process: post-translational protein targeting to endoplasmic reticulum membrane. The coding region runs from base 448 to 900 and encodes 150 amino acids. NCBI's taxonomy places the organism in Eukaryota, Metazoa, Arthropoda, Insecta, Hymenoptera, Braconidae.
UCCUGAGCAAUCCUGAGUCUUGGCUGGUCUUGGCUCUUACAAUUCACUGAUAUAUCUUAUAUCGUACUACUACUAAGUGUUGAUAUAAUUUACAAAAAAAAAAAAUAAAAAAAAAAAAACUAAAUAAAUAAAGUAAAAAAAAAAAAAAAAAAAGGCUUACUUCAAAAUAUAACGGAGAGGGUAAACGUAGGCAACCAGAAGAGUAUCCAAGUGUGAGGAAACAAAUUUCUCAAGGAAAUUAUAACCUGUAUUUUUGAAAUGCUUUCUGUAAUUCUGUCAUUGGUGAUUUAUUCGGCACAAUUUACUUAAUUUAAAUCAUUAUUUUUUUUUGUUUUGUUUUAUUUAUUUAUUUAUUUAUUUUCUUGCUUUUUUUUAAACAUUUCAUUUUAUUAUUGCGAGGGUGAAUUUGAUUUUUUUUUUAAUUUUAAAUUUAAAAAAAAAAGCAAGAUGAAAAUAUCAGUUAAAAUUCUGCAAGGACGAGAGUGUGUAGUUGAGAUAUCACCUUCGGAGACAGUUUUGGAACUGAAAAACAAAGUCAGCGAACUUUUGGGUGUGGACGUGCCUCAACAAAAACUUUUACUAACUGGCAAAGCACUUGCAGAUGAAAACCCUUUAAGUUUCUAUCCUGGUAUAAAAGAUGGUAGCAAAUUAAAUCUGGUCGUCAGAAAGACAACCCAGGAAUCAAGUGAUGAAAAAUUACAAUCGGUACAAAAAUACGGGACUGCAUUAUUGCGGGAAUCGGUAUCGAAAGUAUUGAAAAAAUAUUACAGUCAAACAGAAACUGAGUCAAUUAUAAAUGAACUGGUCAAAGAUUUGAGGACCAAAGUUAAUAAUCUUAGUUUUGAUGAUUUGGAGAGAUUAGCUACUGCUUUACUCCAAGAUCAAGAAAAUAUAGUAUGAUGUAAUAUUUAUUCCAUACUUAAAAAUUUAUUAUUACUAUAUAUUAAUUAAUAAUCAUGGCAUACCGUAAUCAUUAAUUAAUGCUUUCGGGCAAUGAUAAAUUUUAGUUAUCAGCAAAUAAAUUUUUUUUAAUUGUAAUAAUUCAUCAACAAAUACACUGAUUUAUAAUUGAUAAUGAUUAUUAUUUUUUAUUUAAAUAACUCUGUAAGUUAUUAUUUGUAUAAAUAAAAAAUAAGUUUUAUCAA